Messenger RNA from Cyclopterus lumpus (lumpfish), 1738 nucleotides. Its product is annotated as phospholipid phosphatase 1-like. Bases 112 to 1077 code for a protein of 321 amino acids. The record is from RefSeq and is a predicted model, not a curated record. Gene Ontology annotation, molecular function: phosphatidate phosphatase activity. The transcript is spliced from 7 exons. Gene Ontology annotation, biological process: phospholipid dephosphorylation; signal transduction; phospholipid metabolic process. NCBI's taxonomy places the organism in Eukaryota, Metazoa, Chordata, Actinopteri, Perciformes, Cyclopteridae.
AUUAAAUCCCAACGGGAGGGGGAGCACUCGCGGCUCUCGUGCCUCGCGGGUGAAGCGCCUCAUCACCGGAGGACAGGGCGCUGUUAUGAGCUGAAGACAUCCGGCUGUGUUAUGAUGGUUUGUGAGCAGCCGGGAGGCGAGACAUGUGCGGCAGAAGGACCGCUUCUCUUGUCGCCUGAAAGGAUAUUUUCGAUGAAGACGGAGGCCCGAAGAAGGAGACGCAACAUGUUUGAAGCUGCGGGGAUCCCUCUCAUCGGGCUGGACGUGAUCUGUCUCAUCCUCGUUGGACUUCCAUUUUUUAUCCUCACCCCUCAACACAACCCUUUCAAACGGGGUUUCUUCUGUAACGAUGAGUCCAUCAGAUAUCCCCUCAAAGAGGACACCAUAUCCUACCAGCUGCUGGGAGGAGUCAUGAUCCCCUUCACACUGAUCGUGAUCGUCUGUGGCGAGUGCCUUUCUGUUUACAUGUCUCGCAUCAAGAACCAGUCUUUGGGGACCAGGUAUGUGGCGUGCGUCUACAAAGCAGUGGGGAGCUACGUGUUCGGAGCGGCCGCCAGCCAGUCCCUGACGGACAUCGCCAAGUACUCCAUCGGCCGCCUGCGGCCAAACUUCCUUGCUGUAUGCAAACCGGCGUGGAAUAGCAUCAACUGCAAAGCUGGCGGAUACAUGGAGAACUUCACCUGUACUGGGGACAAGUUUCUGGUGGAUGAGGCCAGACUGUCCUUCUACUCUGGUCAUUCAUCCUUCUCGAUGUACUGCAUGCUGUUCCUUGUACUGUACAUUCAAGCGAGACUGAGGUCCGAAUGGUCGAGGCUCCUGCGUCCCACCAUCCAGUUCUUCCUGACCGCCACUGCAGUGUACGUGGGUCUGUCCCGCGUGUCCGACUACAAACAUCACUGGAGCGACGUGCUCACUGGCCUCCUGCAAGGAGGUUUAGUGGCCACUCUCACAGUGUUCUGCGUGUCCAAUUUCUUUGAACAACCAGUGGAUCCCGUAGUGUCACAGGAGGAAGAGGCCUCGCACACCAGUUUACAGGAAAAUCCUCCCAAUGGGAACCACUAUGGCAGCACGGAGUGAACCGGAGGCCUCAAAGACAAUACUCUACAGGGCCUGCGUACCUUAAAAUGGUCGCGGAGGGCCUAAGAACGAUGAACUGCAAGUGUUUGAUAUUAACUGUACAUUUCUCCAACACAGUUUGCCCGGUGGAGCCCACGCAGGCUUCAGCUGCUUCAGCUACUUCCGUUGGUGCGCUCGGUAGACUUUGAUUAAAAGGAAGACGCGUGCACUACAGAAGACAGUUCUUGCACUUUACUGGGAUUUAAAGAAGCAGAGGUUUUGGGUAGAUCAAAUAUGAUAUGGUUUAUGGGAGGACAAAACUAAAUACAGUGUCGGCUUGUGUACAUUGGUCAGAUGUUGACCAUCGUGAAUGAAUGGAAUUCCUUUCGCCCCAAAUAUAAUGAGCGUCUUUGUGUGCACUGCAAGCAGGCUUGUAGAGGGCCUGGUGUCUGUGAAUGAGAAAACCUGGACUGUCCUUCAACUAUCGGAUGGAGACUGAACUCAGAAUUGAUGUUCUGCUACAUGCUGUUAUGUCCCUUCCCUGAUCUUAUUUCAUGUAUGAAAAUGUAGGAAGUUCCAUGUUUUUGUCAAACAGUAUUGUUUGGAUAAGUACUGGGGAAAAGAUGUGUGACAAAUAAAGAGAAGCUCUGUUUUGCUACUUUGCUACAAAGAAGGGAAAGGA